AUGACAUUAUCUCAAGGGGAUACGAUAACAUCGAACGAUGAGCAGCUGAAAAUUAUUUGUUUGGGAGACAGUGCGGUUGGAAAGUCAAAAUUAUUAGAGAGAUUUCUUGUUGACUCCUAUAAAGGUCAGCAGCAUUCAACCUACGCUUUGAAUAUAUUUAAAUAUUCAACAAAAAUUGAAGGAAAAAAUACAACCGUUGAAUUUUGGGAUACUGCUGGACAAGAGCGCUUUAAUAACAUUCAUCCAUCAUAUUUUCAUCAAGCACAUGCAUGCAUUAUGGUGUUUGAUGCAACAAGAAAAAUAACAUAUAAAAACCUUGAUAGAUGGUAUCAAGAAUUACGAGAAGCCAGACAAGCAAUUCCUUGUUUAUGUGCUGUGAAUAAAAUUGAUGCUGAUCUAAAUAUAACAAAGAAAAGUUUUAAUUUUCCAAAGAAACAUGAUAUGCCACUCUAUUUUGUUUCCGCCGCUAAUGGAUCAAAUGUUGUUCGACUAUUUCGUGAUGCAAUUAGAUUAGCUCAUGCUUACAAAUCAGGUGAUUCACAAGAUUUUAUUGAUGAAAUACUUCGAGAAUUAGAGGAUAAUUCCUCCAAAUUAAACGAUACGUCUUUAGUGCCAAUUGUUCGUCGUCAUCCAGCCAAUUACGAUGAUUAUUCUAUUUCAUCUUCACCAUUCGCACCAAUUCAAAAUAAAUUAGUGGAAACAUCAUCUUACACUAAGUCAUCUGUCAGUUAUCCAUCAUCGGAAUCAACAAUAACAUCUGCUACAGUAUUAACAACAGAAUCAAAUCGAAAAACACAUUUUUGUCUUAAAGAAGUAACAUCCAAGACAAAAAAAGCUUGUAUAAAAUCGUCUUGUUUUCAUGAAUUGUCUGCGAAAAAACAAUAUGAACAAAAAGAAGAGAAAUAUGAAUUUUGGUAUACAUUAUUGAUUGCUGAAGAAUGGAAUUUUUAUAAUUUAUUAAAUGAUAAAUAUAAUAAUAUACAAAAAGAAAACGCCAAUGAACAAGAAAUAUUAAAAACUUACUUGAACUAUAUUCAAGAACAUAUCAAACUUAUUAGAAAUAACAAAGAUAUGAAUAAAAUUAUGUUUAUUUAUUUAAAUUCUGUAUCGUUAAUUAAAGAACAGUGGCAAAAAUUUUCAAGACAAAAAGAACUACUGUUUACAUUGUUUUAUCAUUAUGAACGUUUACUUUGUCAAUUUAAUUGUUUAAAAACAAUAUUAGAACAACAACAACAGCAAUCUGGUAUAGUUUUAUGUGCAUUUGUCAUUGAUCGUUUCAAUUGUCUGUUAACACAAAUGAAACAUGAUAAAUCAACAGUAGUACAAGAAACUACUAGUGUCGAAUACCGAUUACAAAAACGUUUACAACCAUCAACAAUUUCAGUUAUUGAUAAACGUUUAUUAGAUGAACAUUUAUUUUUAGAAUUAUCUUCAUUAACUUAUCGUGUUUUAUUACUAUUUAAUGAUAUGUUAUUAAUUUGUAAACCAAAAAUAGAUGGACAUAUAUCAUCAUUUGAAUCUGUACUAAAGAUUUAUAAUACAACGUCAACAAUAUUAAAUAUUCAACAUAAACCCAUUAUGUAUCAUUUAAUUAUUGGAAUUGAUUUACAACAACAUCAAAAACAAAAUCAGCUUGUACUUGUAUUAUCAAUUGAAGAAGCAAUCGGAAUAUCGAAAACCUAUUGUUUUUUACAUCCAAAUAAAAAUUUUUUACUACAUUAUUAUCAUUUACUAGAUAACACAAUAUGUAAAUCAAAAAAAUCACAUAUGAAUAUUUAUCAUGAGUAUCGCUUGUAG
This is a messenger RNA of Didymodactylos carnosus, 1797 nucleotides long. NCBI's taxonomy places the organism in Eukaryota, Metazoa, Rotifera, Eurotatoria, Philodinida, Philodinidae. The record is from the annotation of a GenBank genome assembly.